Drosophila novamexicana is the source of this 3381-nucleotide messenger RNA. It is a transcript of the gene Irk1, whose product is annotated as G protein-activated inward rectifier potassium channel 3. Gene Ontology annotation, biological process: potassium ion import across plasma membrane; regulation of monoatomic ion transmembrane transport. The coding region runs from base 1075 to 2724 and encodes 549 amino acids. Gene Ontology annotation, molecular function: inward rectifier potassium channel activity. Lineage: Eukaryota; Metazoa; Arthropoda; Insecta; Diptera; Drosophilidae. Gene Ontology annotation, cellular component: plasma membrane. The transcript is spliced from 5 exons. The record is from RefSeq and is a predicted model, not a curated record.
UGCGUCAGAGCGCAACAACGACAACUGCUUCUGUUUGCGCGCGCCUUCUCCCAGUCACGCGCUCUCUCCGCAACAGCAUCUCUUCUACGCGGCUGUUCGCUCUCUGCGCUCAGUUCGUUGCACGAUCGGCAGCGACGCUAAGUUAUUUAAACGCAUUUUACAUGCAUCGCCAGUUGUAAAUCAGACGCCGCUUAAAUAAUUACAUUCGGAUGAACUGUUCAGCAAAUUAACAAUAACAAUAUAAGCGACAAAAUACCGUUAACGUUAAAAACACCGGCAAACUCAAUUCAAACGUAAAUAGUUCCGCUCUGUCGGCCGGAACAGACGCUGUGUAUAUAAUGCGCGUUUUUGUUUAUUUCAAAAUAAAAACAAUAUUCGCUUUUCCGACCACAAAAAGAACGCAUUUUUGAUAAAGAGCGAAACGAGUAGUAUUCGCUUUGUGUGUGUUUUAAGAGAGUUGCUCCACAACAACAACAACAAGCUAACAACACAAAAAUUCCCAUAACCCAGUAUCCAGAUCCAGCGAUAACGUCACCCGCGGGGACCAGUAUUAUAAAAAAGUGCUCGAAUCUUUUUGUUUCUAAACACAAAUAUCAAUUAUUAUAAUUGUAAUUCAUUUGUUGCUGCUGCUGCUGCUGCUGCCGCAUCCACGUCAAGGUUGUAACAGGAGCAGAGAGCUUUUUAUUUUUUGCUAGCCGUUCGACCGAGGAGGAGCUGUCACUCGACAGCAAACACACAUACAUAUAUGUAUACAUAGUUACAUACAUAUGCGCGUACAUAUGUAAAAUAUAACAUAGAUGCAAACAUAUUUCGUAUUUUUGCUUGUAUUGUCGCCGCGCCGCUGUUGCUGCUGACCGUCCGUUACAUUUUAGUCGCCGCCGCGAUAGCGACGCCGCGUGUUGUCGCCGCGUUUUCGCCGACCUCAAAACCAAAAAGAAGCGCAAAAAAGACACAAAACUAAAAUAUACAUAUACAAAACAAAACUCAAACACACACAUUUAGUGUUGUAUAACGCACGCGUGUGCAUUGAAUUUAAAGCAUCUUCAUAUUUGCACGCAUUUCCUUUCGGGCAACAUGAAGCGUCUGAUGACCUGGGAGCGCGAUCUUGUCGAUGCGAUGUACGAGUAUCGGCAGACGCGUUUCAGCUCGCGACGCGUGCGUAAACGUGUUGUCUUCAAGCAUGGCGAGUGCAAUGUGGUGCAAGGCAACGUGGCCAAGAGACGUCGCCGCUAUCUGCAGGACAUCUUCACCACACUCGUGGACGCACAGUGGCGCUGGACGCUGCUGGUGUUUGCGGCCAGCUUUGUCAUCUCGUGGGCGUUCUUCGGGUUCAUCUGGUGGACGAUUGCCUUUGCCCACAACGAUCUGGAGUACAUACAUCUGCGCAAUACGCAGCCGGAGCUGAUCGUCAAUAUGACGCACACGGUCUGCGUGACGGAGGUGAAGGGCAUAAUGACGGCCUUUCUCUACUCUGUGGAGACACAAACGACCAUCGGCUAUGGCAAUCGCUAUGUGACCGAGGAGUGCCCGGAGGCGAUAUUCACCAUGUGCAUCCAGUGCAUCACGGGCGUCUUCAUACAGGCCUUCAUGGUGGGCAUUGUGUUUGCCAAGCUGUCGCGUCCCAAGAAACGCGCCCAGACGCUGCUCUUCUCUAGGAAUGCGGUCAUCUGUCACAGGGAUGGAACGCCAUGUCUGAUGUUCCGCGUGGGCGACAUGCGCAAAUCCCAUAUAAUAGAGGCGCACGUGCGUGCCCAGGUCAUACGCAAGAAGGUGACCAAGGAGGGCGAGGUGCUGCCCUUCUAUCAGCAGGAGCUGCAUGUGGGCGCCGAUGGCGGCGAGGAUCGGCUGAUGUUCAUCUGGCCGACGACCAUUGUGCACAAGAUCGAUCGGAACAGUCCGCUCUACAUGCUCUCCGCCUCGGAUAUGCUCAAGGAGCGCUUCGAGGUGGUCGUCAUGCUGGAGGGCGUCAUUGAGUCCACGGGCAUGACCACGCAGGCGCGCAGCAGCUAUCUGCCCUCAGAGAUACUGUGGGGCCAUCGCUUCGUCAAUGUGGUGUCCUUCCGCAAGGAGACCGGCGAGUAUGAGGUCGACUAUACGCUGUUCAACAACACCUACGACGUGGACACACCCCUGUGCAGCGCCAAACAGCUGGACGAGCUCAAGUCCGAGUGCACGCGCAGUGCCAAAAGCGGCAUAGUGCCUUUUGCGGAUCGCACGCUCUCUGCGGCCAGCAUGUUUCAGCGCAUUGCCUCGGCCGCUUCUGUGGACCAUCUGGAUCCGGCCAGCGAUGAGUCUUUGGACUCGGGCCGUUUGCAAAUACGCUCGCAUUCCAUACCGAACGGCGUCCUGGCCAGCGAACUGGAGCCGCUGAACAACAACAACAAUAACAACAACAACCACCACAGCCACAGCCAGAGCCACGGCCACGGCCAUGGCAAGCAUGGCGCCUUGUUCACAAUGGGCGGCCACAAUAUAUCCAUAACGACGACAGCGCCGAGCAUACCCAACCUAACAAGUAUUAAUGAGAGAACCAACUCCGGUAAUUCCAUAAACAGCAGCAACUACAGCAACAGCAACAGUCUCAGCACGCUGAACACCAUUGCUCCAUCCGCUGCUCCAGCUGCUCCCGCUACGCCUGGCAAUGGCAGCGCCCGCGCCAAGCAAUCGAAUCCGCGACGACUGAGCAUCAAGCAGGAUCAGCUGCCCAUCGAUUCCAUCUGCUGAUAUUCAAACCGAGCAAAGUGAACCCAAACUGAUGUUGUAUUCUAAGUGUAGGCUCCUAGAACUCUAAUUAGACUAUACAUCUAGAUAGUUAGUUUAAGCAGAGGCCACGCAAAGGCGGCUCUGUUAGCUGUGACAUCCUUAAGAAUCCCAGAAGCCGCGUGCCCAUUCAGAUACCAGAUGCAGAUCCAUGAACCGUCUCUGGCUUGUAUUUUGUAAACAAUUGAUUGAUUUUAGUGUACUUUCUGCGUUAGUGUUAGUUUUUAAUGAAUUUACUAUAUAAAUAAGCCUCAAAUUGAUAUUAUAAACAAAUACCAUGAACGAUAUAAUGAAACCAAAAUGCUGCAACUUCCUCGUAUGAGCGUAUAUACCCUAUACACUUAUCCUCACAACAAUGAUAUAGUGCAAAACAACAUGUUAUAUGAAUUGUAAAGCUACCUUAAACGAUAAUUGUUCAAUAUCUCAAUUACUCAAUUAUUAACUUAAUAUAUAUGUAUACAUAUUCCAACAAAAAAAAUGCAGAUUGAGCUUUGAAUUGUUAUUAAAUACUGUGUGGACAAUAAAUGGAAUGAGCAUAUGUGAAUGUUAAUUGAUGUAUUUUACCUACAUAUUAAGUGUCACAAAGAUUGUAAAAAUUAAAAGACCGAAAAUAUACCUGAA